UGGCGACCCCUAAUGGGAGAAGCUGAAAGAAGAAGUAGAAGAAGAUAUAUACAUACACAUGCACAGUGCAUUCAGUGAACCCCCUUCACGUUUUUCAAUUUUGUUAUGUAUUAGCCUGCUAUUGCAAUCUUUCGAAUUGAUUUUUACUCAUUAAUCUACACUCAGUACACUCAUUGAAAACAGAAAUAUUGAAAUAUGGCGGUGCUUUAUCACCAUAUGUAAAAAAAAAAAAAAAAAUACUUUGACAAUAUGAGUAUAUCUGACAAUCUACUUUUUCUUCAACUAAUUUUACUAGUUAUGAUAGUAUUGGAAACAAUAUAUCUGAAAUAAUAUAUCAUUUGACCAUUUAUAAGAUCUAUAGAUUUUCUUAUUCUUCUCUGGUUACUUAAAUACAUUUUAACCUCAUUCUCUGCAGAAAUGUAUAUAUUUUGUGUAACUGCUUAUUUUUAGCUAUGAGUGUCGCUGUUGAUCAGUGAAGUUCAUUUUUCUGAAGUUUAAAAAAACCCAACACGUCUCUUAUUGACAUUUGCGCAUGUCCACUGUCUUUGGAUUCCAUUUCAGUUGUACAUCGCCUGGGUAUAGGAUUGCUUCUUAUGCUCUUUUUCUUUAUAAAUACUAUUUAAUAUAUAUAUAUUUCGGGCUAUUCGUGAACAAUUUUUUGCAUAUUGUACAUUGAUCUGGGUAAAGACUCGGUAACGCCGCUGCGUCAUCAUGGAGGAAAGCAUUUUUGUCUCAUGGGGUUCCUGUAUGGUUUUUCUCUGUUUGCACUUGCUCAAUGCCGCAUCCGGGCAGGUCCGUUAUUCCGUGUCUGAAGAAAUGUCUCCUGGUGCUUUAGUCGGAGAUGUUGUGAAGGAUCUGGGUCUGGAGCCUAAGCGGCUGCUUGAGGGAAAAGCUCGUAUCUUCGCUGCGAGCGGGCGCGACUAUUUGCAGUUGGACAGGGAGAAGGGACAUAUCACUGUAAAGGAGAGAAUGGACCGGGAGACUCUGUGCUCUUCUUCAACGUCUACGUGUAGCAUCAGCUUCGAAAUCAUUGUAGAAAACCCGAUCGAGCUCUACAGGGUCAUAGUGGAAAUAUUAGACGUGAACGAUAACAGUCCUGCGUUUCCACGAGGGGAAAUGAAAUUAGAGAUCAGUGAAUCAGCGUCUGUCGGCGCGCGCUUUGCUCUGGACAGAGCUCUCGAUCCCGACCUGGGAAUCAACAGCAUCCAGAGCUAUUCAAUUGAUCCUGCUGAGCAUUUUACACUGAAAACCCAGAGUCGAGCAGGUAGUGGGAAAAAUGUCGAGCUUGUUUUACAGACGCCGUUAGACAGAGAAAAAGAAGAACAUUUGUAUCUAACAGUAACCGCUAUGGAUGGAGGCAACCCUAAACGCUCUGGCACUGUAAACAUUUAUGUCGUUGUUUUAGAUAGUAACGACAACGCCCCCGUGUUUCAAACAAGCUCUUAUAGAGUAUCUGCUCCUGAAUCCACAAAAAAGGGGGAGUUGUUGAUUAAAGUUAACGCCACUGACGCAGAUACGGAAUCAAAUGGGCAAAUUGGCUAUUAUUUUGAACAUACAACACCUAAAAUCAGAGAGCUUUUUACAAUCAAUGAAUCCACUGGCGAGAUAAGGCUGUCUGGAGAGAUGGACUUUGAGGACACGGCCGUUCAUGAAUUUAAAAUCCAGGCAAAGGACCAGGGAGGUUUAGCCGACUCGUGUGAGGUUGUGAUUGAAGUAACUGAUGUGAAUGAUAAUGUGCCUAAAAUUGCCCUAAUGUCCUUUUCCAACACAUUGCCCGAAAACUCUCCUCCAGGUACUGUAGUAGCAGUGAUCAACGUACAAGACGGGGACUCGGAGGAAAAUGGAAAGGUCACAUGCUGGAUUAUUGGUAAUCUCCCAUUCAGAACCGAAUCGUCUCUGUCCAAUUACUACAGCAUAGUGACAGACUCCAGCUUAGACAGAGAGCAAACUGCGGAAUAUAAUAUCACAAUCAUGGCAAAAGAUGGCGGUCUUCCGGCGCUGUCCAGCACAAAAACACUGCUAGUAAAGGUAUCUGAUAUAAACGACAAUUCUCCACGUUUUGAACGGGAAACAUACGAUUCGCACAUCCCUGAGAAUAAUUCACCUUCUUUAAUUUUACUCAGCGUGAAAGCUUAUGAUGAGGACCUGGGCGCCAACGCACGUGUUUCCUACUUUAUUGUCGACAAAGAUGUGAACGGCAGACCAGCAUUAUCGUUAGUUUCGAUUGAUUCUGACAAUGGCAGAAUUUAUGCGAUUAACUCAUUAGAUUAUGAGCAAAUUAAGUCGUUCAGCGUUACUAUUAGGGCGCAAGAUGGUGGUUCACCUUCUAUGAGUAGCAACGCAACCGUCAAUUUUUUUAUUCAGGACCAAAAUGACAAUACUCCUCAGAUUCUGUAUCCAGUACAAACUGGUGGCUCUGUGGUGGCUGAAAUGGUGCCUCGUUCAGCAGAUGUGGGAUAUCUGGUCACUAAAGUGGUGGCUGUGGAUGUGGACUCUGGACAGAAUGCCUGGCUCUCAUAUAAACUACACAAAGCGACAGACAGGGCGCUGUUUGAAGUGGGCUUACAGAAUGGAGAAAUCAGAACUGUGCGCCAAGUCACUGAUAAAGAUGCUGUGAAACAGAAGCUCACUGUUGUAGUGGAGGACAACGGACAGCCUUCUCGUUCAGCUACAGUCAAUGUUAACGUGGUGGUGGCGGACACUUUCCUGAAGUGCUCUCCGAGUUUACCAAUUUUAAACAAGACACAGAAUACAAUGACAAUCUGACUUUAUAUCUAGUCCUGGCCUUGGCUGUAGUUUCAUUUCUCUUCAUCGUGUCCAUCAUAGCUAUAGUGUCAGUGAAAUGCUACAGAUGGAGACGUGAGAGGAUGUUUUAUAAAUCCGGUGCCAAUCUGCC
This is a messenger RNA of Silurus meridionalis, 2896 nucleotides long. RefSeq names its product protocadherin gamma-A12-like. The transcript has a single exon. Gene Ontology annotation, molecular function: calcium ion binding. The record is from RefSeq and is a predicted model, not a curated record. Bases 712 to 2766 code for a protein of 684 amino acids. Gene Ontology annotation, cellular component: plasma membrane. Gene Ontology annotation, biological process: homophilic cell-cell adhesion. NCBI's taxonomy places the organism in Eukaryota, Metazoa, Chordata, Actinopteri, Siluriformes, Siluridae.